CAACUCUCCCCAUUGAGCUUGUUCUCGCGUUAGCUUCGUGCUUCCACCGGCGGCGACACUCAGAGAGGAGAUGGCGGCCAGAGGGGGGUUUCAAUCUGCUCCGACGGGUGGUGGCGGUGGAGCAAUGGGCCCUGGACCGCCAGCAACCGGUGCAGGACCAGGUAUGGGCCCCGGUACUCCCUCUGGAAGAAUGGGGCCUUCGUCAGCCGCGCAGAACCACAUGUACCGCUCUCCGAUGCCCGGGCCUGGGUAUCCGAGACCCGGUAUGCCUCCAUCUAGCCGCAUGACACCACAGGGGCCAGCAAUGGGGCCACGGUACGGCGGGAGCCCCGUGUCUCGUCCUGGGAUGCCCGGGGUGAUGGACCCUUCCAGAAAAAGGCCGGCCCCCCAGCAGAUUCAGCAAGUUCAGCAGCAGAAUCGCAACCAGCACACAAAGAAGAAGAAGAUGGCUGAUAAAAUUCUACCUCAGAGGAUCAGGGAACUGGUCCCAGAGUCUCAGGCUUACAUGGAUCUGCUGGCGUUUGAGAGGAAGCUGGAUCAGACCAUUAUGCGUAAGAGGCUGGACAUUCAGGAGGCCCUCAAGAGACCCAUUAAGAUUUUUGAGACCCAGCGGAUGAAGUUUUCUGAAAUCCCUCAGCGAUUGCACGCACUGCUGAUGCCUCCAGAACCAAUCAUCAUUAACCACGUGAUCAGCGUGGACCCCAAUGACCAGAAAAAGACUGCUUGCUAUGACAUUGAUGUGGAGGUGGAUGACACCCUGAAAACACAGAUGAACUCCUUCCUGCUCUCCACUGCUAGUCAGCAGGAAAUAGCAGGAUUGGAUAACAAGAUCCAUGAAACAAUCGAGACCAUCAACCAACUGAAAACCCAACGGGAGUUCAUGUUGAGUUUUGCCAGAGACCCUCAGGGCUUCAUCAACGACUGGCUUCAGUCUCAGUGCCGAGACUUCAAGACGAUGACUGAUGUGGUGGGAAACCCAGAAGAGGAGCGAAGAGCAGAGUUUUACUACCAACCGUGGGCUCAGGAGGCUGUCUGCCGCUACUUCUACUCCAAAGUACAGCAGAGGCGACAGGAGUUGGAGCAGGCGCUCGGCAUCAGGAACACCUGAAGGAGCUUUUCCACAUGAAGGUGGAACGAGUUCUGAUGCUGGAGAUGACCUCUGUGUGUGUGUGUGGGAUGUUCAAACUGAAGUCCUCACAGUUUUCAGACAGUAGAGACGUUAACCCUAGAUAGAUGACUUUACUGUUAAAAACUUUAUUUCUCCAUGUUCAUUUUAGCAGCAGCUUCAGAUUAGAGCUUAAGGUUUUCCUUUGUCAGCCACACCUCUACGCACCAGUUUGUUUUUACUUGGAUGCAUUCCUUUUAUUUUCAUCCACUUUCUGCACAAAUUGUUCCCAAAUGAAAAGCAGAGGGCAGAUUGUAUCAGGACACUUUAAAUGGGAUGUUUGUGAAGUAAGAAUUUUGAGCUCUUUGUUAAAAUUUAAUGGAAUAAAACAACAUUUAAUCCUCCUGACGGGCAUCUAAAUGCUUUCCCGUGAGGUAAAUAUUGUGAUUGUGACCAGCCGAGCUUAUUUUACUGCAUAUUGGCUGUUCAUUGGUCACUUUGUGUUCAGUUGUUAGUUUUGGCAGAGUCAUGGUCUUUACGAGAGGCAUUUUGAAGCUCAGUGAAACAGUAGAACAUGCAUAUUUGUGGCAAAGCGGUUAUAUUUGUUCAUGUUGCCUUUUUGCUAUGAUGUCAUUUAUAAUUUUCUUUUCUUACUCUUAGUGAGCUUUGUUUUAUAAGUAUGUGUUAUCCAUACUUGUCUUGUUAGCUAGUACAGGUAUAAUGAAAGUAGCUAGUAUGGGUACCUCUAGUCUAUACAGUUGUGUAAAUACUCGGCAAAAACACCACUUCAGAUGGCUGUGAAGUUAAAACGUUUCUCUAAAAGUGGCUGAUCUUUUUUUUAAGUGUUUGCUUAAAUAGUUGAAACAGUAUUUAUUUUUGUCAGCCCUCGCUCUCUCUCGUACAGCGAUUUGGCUCUUUACGGCCUGGAUUUGUUCAUCAAAUUUAAGGUGGCGCCCCAGUGUGCAGCAACAUGCCAUCAGGUUUGCCCCACUUUAAAGUGAAAUAGUUCAACUCCUGCAUUUUCAGUUUUGCGUAUUUAAACGAGUGACAGAGCAGAUUUAGAGCAUUUCCAGGUCAAAUCGUCACUCCUGUCGUGUGUGUGGGGUGGGGGGGGGGGGGGGGGUGAUGAUGUAUAAAUUCCAAGAAUACACUACAGUGGGUUUGCAGAGGAGCAAGAGCUGAAGUGAUUGGAACCUCAACCUUGAUGGACUGUUGAAUUAUGUUAAUCUGGAGACCUUUUUUCACGGACCAAACCUUUUUUCUGUAUGUUUUUAUGUUAGAAUAAAGGAUAUGUUAAAUAAAUGUCCGUCUUUCCAUCA
Nothobranchius furzeri (turquoise killifish) is the source of this 2424-nucleotide messenger RNA. The record is from RefSeq and is a predicted model, not a curated record. Lineage: Eukaryota; Metazoa; Chordata; Actinopteri; Cyprinodontiformes; Nothobranchiidae.